UGGGGAGGGGGCCUGGGCGAGGGGGUUAAGGAAUUGCAGUUAAGCUGAUCUUAACCGUGCCCCUUCCUGGUAGGAGUCACCUGUGGGGACAAUGGCCCAGGGACUCCUCUCCCCACAGGUGCUGCUCUCUGAUGAGGAGGUCACAGCCUCACCCCUGCUCGAAUCCACAGCAGCGGAGUUUGGGUCUGGCCUGCGCAAAGAUUUGCUAUCCGAUUUCUCUGCUAUUUCCCCAAACCUGGGGGGAGCCCAGCAGGCUGUAUCUGAGGACAAUAAUGAGAAAGUGAAGGUGUAUCUGAGAGUCCGGCCCCUGAAGCCAUCUGAGCUGGAGAAACAGGAAGAUCAGGGCUGCGUCUGUAUUGAGAAUUCAGAGACCCUCCUCCUGAGAGCGCCCCAGGACUCUUUCACCAUGCGGAGCACUGCACGGCGGGUAGGCCAGGCAGUGCAUAAAUUCACCUUCACCCAGGUAGGUGCUCAGGCCCUAUACGCAAACUCACUGUCCAUGGUUUUCCAGGAGGAAGUGCUGACUCCACUGAAGAGGAGCCACAGUGCCGAGUCCCAGCUCCAGGCUGCCACCAAUGUCAGUUUUGACAGUGGGGUUGGUGGCCUCUCUUCUACCAGCCAGUUUGUCAACCAGUCGAGCAGCAGCCAGCUGGAAGAGCUGGGUCCUCGCUGGGCUGACCUAGACCGCAUCUCGCUCCUCACCCCGGGGGAUGGGCAGGUCUCCAUCUGGGUCUCCUUCUUUGAGAUUUACAAUGACCAGAUCUAUGACUUGCUGGAGAUGCCUUUGCCUGGGCAGAACCGCAAAAGGCAGACGCUGCGGCUGUGUGAAGACCAGACUGGCAGCCCCUAUGUGAAAGAUCUGAACUGGAUCAAUGUCCAAGAUGCUGAUGAGGCCUGGAAGCUCCUGAAACUGGGUCGGAAAAACCAGAGCUUUGCCUGCACCCACUUGAAUGAGAAUUCCAGCCGCAGUCACAGCAUCUUCUCCAUUCGUAUUCUGCACUUACAGGGAAGCAGCAGUGAGAUGCUCCCCAAAAUCAGCGAGUUGUCCCUGUGUGACCUUGCUGGCUCAGAGCGCUGCAAGAACCAGAAAAGUGGGGACCGCAUGAAGGAGGCAAAUAACAUCAACACCUCCCUGCACACGCUCGGCCGCUGCAUCGCUGCCCUCCGCCAGAACCAGCAGUCCAAGCUGAAGCAGGGUGUUGUUCCCUUCCGGGACAGCAAGCUGACCCGUGUGUUUCAAGGCUUCUUCAUGGGGCGUGGGCGUUCCUGCAUGAUUGUCAACAUUAACCAGUGUGCAUCCACGUAUGACGAGACCCUGCACGUGGCCAAGUUCUCGGCCAUAGCCAGCCAGCUUGUUCAAGCUCCUCCCACAAAGCUGGCACUGCCGUCUAUCCAAUCAUUAAUGAAGGAACACAGCAGGCGAGACAGCAGGAGUUUAGGGGCAGGCUCAAAGCAAGAAGUGGAGCCUGAUGAAGACAGUGAGGAUGAUGAAGUGUCCAUGUAUGAUUGGGAGGACCUUCCGCGAGCAGUGGAGGUCCUGUGGGAUCUGCUGGUGCAGGAGCGGCAGGACAGGUUGCACCUAGAAAUGCGCCUCCGUGAGGAACUCUGCAAUGAGAUGCUAGAGCAGUUGCAACAGAAGGAGCAGUGGUGCAGCCAACACUUGGACACGCAGAAGGAGCUACUGGUGGAACUAUAUGAGGAUAAGCUGAACAAUCUGAAGGAGUCAAUGACUGAUUAUUACCAGGAGAGGAUUCAGGAGCGUGAUGAAAAGAUUGAAGAGCUGGAAGCUGCUCUGCAGGAGGCAAAGCUGCAGUCAGAAGCCCUGGAGAGGAAACAGCAGGAGCAGCCCCUGCGCAGAUCAAAACGAGUGGUAGCUGCAUCCACUCUGCAGCAGGAGCUGCUGGAAGUUAAAGCCAAGCUGGAGCAGUGUCAAUCAGAGCUGACCAAUACUACUGCAGAGUUGCACAGGUACCAGAAGCUGCUGGAGCCACCUCCUUCUGCCAAACCCCUCACUGUGGACGUGGACAGGAAGCUGGAGGAUGGACAAAAGAAUGUGAAGCUGCUGCGGUCAGAGCUGCAAAGACUUGGGGAGUCCCUCCAGUCUGCAGAGAGAGCAUGCUGUCACACCACAAGUGCAGGAAAACUUCGAGAAGCCCUCUGCACCUGUGAUGACAUCCUGGCUAGACAAGACCAAACACUGGCAGAGUUACAAAACAACAUGAUGUUGGUGAAGCUAGAUCUGCGGAAGAAGGCAACCUGUAUUGCUGAACAGUACCAUACUGUGCAGAAGCUCCAAGCCCCUUCAACAUCUACUUUAAAGAAACGCUUCUGUGCUAAUAGGGAAAACCUGCAGCCAAGUCAGCCUCCUGGCAAGAAACCCUUCCUGCACAGCUUUCUAUCUCGCUCACCCACACAUCCUCAUAUGGCAGAGAGCAGCCCCUAUAGCUGCAUCCUGCGUGGCCGGCGAUCACCAGCGCUCAAGGCCCUGCCCUCUAGUAAAAAAUAUUAAGUGGGUGAGUUGAUGCACCAGUGAGGAGUUACUGUUACUGUCCCUGUCUGUGUGUAUAAACUACCAUAUUUAGUAAUUCUUCACAGGUUUGUGCAAACACUGCAUGUGACUCCCAAAGAUGGCUUCAGGUGGUCUACUCUGUUUCAGGCCAGCUGCUAUUCCAGUCUAUAUGGAACAGGACCUCAGGUCCAAACUGUAACAUUUUUUAACUUGUGUAUUCUGUAACAUAGGCUAUGCAUGACAAUAAAUAUACAAACAU
Messenger RNA from Chelonoidis abingdonii (Abingdon island giant tortoise), 2768 nucleotides. Lineage: Eukaryota; Metazoa; Chordata; Testudines; Testudinidae. The record is from RefSeq and is a predicted model, not a curated record.